AUGUCUUAUUCACAAAAAAACUUUCUAAAUUAACCCUUCUAUUCUCCUGCAAAAUUUGAGAAUGAUUAAAAGGAUUUGAUGAUUUCAUAGUUGAAGGCUGAGAACUUCGAACUGAAACAAAAUGAUAGAGAUUACUAAGAAUUGGCUACACAUUUGAAAUCAUUAGAGCAUAGAUAUAAUAUGUUACACGAAGAGAAGAUGAGAAACGAAGUGGAAUUUAGAAAUAGAAGUGAUUAGACAUUAAAGACUAUUGCUAAUUUGAGAAAUGAAAUUGAUAAUUUGAAAUCGUAGUUAACUGAUAAGCAUAUUGAAAAUUAGGAGAUGAAAGCAGAGAAUUUGGCAUUCAAGGAGAUUACAGAGCAUAGAUCUUAAGAAAACCAAAGAGUUAAAAAGUGA
This is a messenger RNA of Paramecium tetraurelia, 396 nucleotides long. RefSeq lists its product as uncharacterized. The record is from RefSeq and is a predicted model, not a curated record. The transcript has 2 exons. Lineage: Eukaryota; Ciliophora; Oligohymenophorea; Peniculida; Parameciidae.